CCAUACUCCUCUUCAGACUCCUUGACUAACAUUGUGCUCCUUAUACCUCACAGCAAGCAUUAGGUUUUGAGAAGAUGGAGGCCAUGAUGAAGAAACCCAAACUGUUUUUUAUGACAACCAAAACGAGAAGUAACAAAAUACAAGCAUAAGAGUUAAACACCCUAACCUAACAUUAAAAGCACCACAACAUUACAAUUAAAACGUACUUUAAUGCCUUUAAGUGUAUAUGUAUGAAUGUCUUCCCAAGAAAAAUGUGAAAACUAAACAUCAUUCCGCCUGCCUAAAAUGUCAUCAGCCGCUACUGCAGUGCACUUCACUAAUAAUGGCCUUGCAUGUUGAUGUCUUCUCCUAUAAUGCCUGAUGAGACAUGGUAAGUUAUUAAUUAUUACUCUAUACAGACCUUCUCCAAAUCUUUCAAAUUCUCAUGGAAUCUUCUCUUCAAUUCACCCCACAGGUCUACAGAGUUCUUUUCGGGAGUGGUUCAGUUAAUAUGUAUGGCAUACCAAACCCACCCCUGGAAUUUGCUGCCAAGAUAUCUCUAUUUGGGUUUCAUACAAUUAUAGAACUUAAUCCUAUUUAAAGAAAGAAGUGCCUGAACAGCACCUAAUGAGAAAAACAAACCCGUGAUCAGUAUCGGACCUCGCCCUGAAGAUCGCCCGGUUACGAUCAGCACCGCGGCCAGCGCACCUUUUGAGUCUCCUGCAGCGGGAAUAAUAGAGGAAGUUUGUCCAGAUGAGAUGGCUGUGAUGCCACCGAAGGUGGAAGAUCUCUGUGAGGAGAGGGAGUCAGAGACUUCCACCAUUAACGAGCCAUCAUCUGUGGCAGUUGACUCUCUUACUGAAGGGAAUUCCUCUGUUGCGGAGACGCUCGAGGGGUGUAUUGUGCACCAGGUGGUCAGUGUCCUGCCCUCAGCAUGUGAGCCUCUUAUUUUCGAGGUGGCUCAUGCUGAAAAUGAGAAAAAGGUCUCUUCAGAGCCACCAGCUCUCUCUGGGGCUUCUCCACAGAGCCAGGAAUCGGAGGCCACAAAGGAAUCCAGCCAUCAGGAGGUUUCUCACCUGUCUGAAGAGCUCGCUACCAAGGCGGACCCUGACGACACGGUCGAAAUGACGGUUGAUUCCCAGGAGGAUAGUGAACCUUCUGUGGUCCCAGAACCACAAGCACCCUCUUCUCCACCAGCAGAACCUGUCUGCGCACAUGAGGAGGCUGUCGUGGGCAUGAAGACUGCUCUGAUUCAGAACAGGGUGGACAUAAUCCGAGUGUCUGGUGCACGUGUGUCUGCACUCUUCGGAUUUGAGGUUGGGAUGAAUCUGGUGCAUUUCCCCCAAACCUCAGAGGAGGCCUGCAAACUUGUGAGGCAGGCAAUGUUUGUGAAGAUGAUGAAUCUCCACCAGAAACAGGAUUGGGGGAAAAAGUUGGACAACCUCCACAGUUUCAUCAGGAGGUUUCCCUCCCUAUUUUUCAUCAGGGAGCCUGCAGGGCACAUCGUCACCUCACCUGCUCCUAUGGCUGCUCUACAAUAUGAGGAGCCUAUAGUGCCGGUCCUCCCCUUACCUGCUUCGGACCACGAGGAACCUAUAGUGCCGGUCCUCCCCUUACCUGCUCCGGACCAUGAGGAACCUAUAGUGCCGGUCCUCCCCUUACCUGCUCCAGACCAUGAUGAGCCUAUAGUGCUGGUCCCACCUUUACCUGCUCCUACUUCUGCUCUGGACCAUGAGGUGCCUAUUGUGCCGGUCCUCCCAUUACCUGCUACGGACCAUGAGGAGCCUAUAGUGCCGGUCCUCCGCUUACCUGUUCCGGACCAUAAGGAGCACAUAGUGCCGGUCUCUCCUUUACCUGCUCCUACUUCUGCUCCGGACCAUGAGGAUCCUGCAGUUCAGGUCCUGCCCUCACCUGCACCUGUGGCUGCUGUGAAUCAAGUGCCAGUCCUCCCCUUACCUGCUGUUACAACUCUGGACCACAAGGAUCCUACAGUCCAGGUCGUCCCCUUACCUGCUCUGUACCAUGAGGAGCCUUUAGUGCCUGUCUUCCCCUUACCUGCUUCUACUUCUGCUCUGGACGAUGAGGAGCCUAUAAUGCCGGUCCUCCCCUUACCUGCCCCUACUUCUGCCCUGACCCAUGAGGAGCCUAUUUUGCCGGUCCUCACCUUACCUGCUCCUACUUCUCACCUGGACCAUGAAAGGCCUAUAAAGCAGGUCCUUCUUCUCCCUCCAGCCCUCCCUGUGGCUCCUUAUGCAGUCUGGGCACAGAAGGAGGCUGUCAUGGGCACGGAGACUGAUUUGAUCCAGAACCGGGUGAAGGUGUUGGUUCACAAAUUAAUUCGAGUGUCUGGUGCACGUGUGUCUGCAGCCUUCCGGUAUAAGGUUGGGAUGAAACUAGUGCAGUUCGCCCAAACCUCAGAGGAGGCCUGCAAACUUGUGAGGCAGGCAAUGUUUGUGAAGAUGAUGAAUCUCCACCAGAAACAGGAUUGGGGGAAAAAGUUUGACAACCUCCACAGGUUCAUCAGGAGGUUUCCCUCCAUAUUCUUCAUCAUUGAACCCCAUCAUAUUUUAUACGGUAUUGAGGAUCACGAGAACCCUCUACUGGAUGUUCUUCCUCCACCUGCUCAGCUUGUGGCUCCCAUGGAGGACUAUCCAAUAGAAGAUCUAUUGGUACCUGAUACUUUGGACCCUUCAAGAAAUGCGGCUGCUCUGGAACACGAGGAGCCUGCAGGGCACAUUCUCCGCUCACCUGCUCCUACUUCUGCUUGGGACUAUGAGGAGCCUAUAUUGCCAGUCCUCCCGUUACCUGUUCCGGACCAUGAGGAGCCUAUAGUGCCGCUCCUCCCCUUACCUGCUCCUACUACUCCCCUGGACAAUGAGGAACCUAUUGUGCCGGUCCUCCCCUUACCUGCUUCUACUUCUGCUCUGGACGAUGAGGAGCCUAUAGUGCCGGUACCCCCCUUACCUGCUCCUACUUCUGUUCUGGACCAUGAGGAGCCUAUGGUGCCGGUCCUCCCCUUACCUGCUCCUAAUUCUGCUCUGGACCAUGAGGAGCCUAUAGUGCCGGUCUCCCCCUUACCUGCUUAUACUUCUGCUCUGGACGAUGAGGAGCCUAUAAUGCCGGUCCUCCCCUUACCUGCUCCUAAUUCUGCUCUGGACCAUGAGGAGCCUAUAGUGCCGGUCUCCCCCUUACCUGCUUAUACUUCUGCUCUGGACGAUGAGGAGCCUAUAAUGCCGGUCCUCCCCUUACCUGCUCCUAAUUCUGCUCUGGACCAUGAGGAGCCUAUAGUGCCGGUCUCCCCCUUACCUGCUUAUACUUCUGCUCUGGACGAUGAGGAGCCUAUAAUGCCGGUCCUCCCCUUACCUGUUCCUACUUCUGCCCUGGCCCAUGAGGAGCCUAUAUUGCCGGUCCUCCCCUUACCUGUUCCUACUUCUGCCCUGGCCCAUGAAAGGCCUGUAAUGCGAGUCCUUCCUCCCCCUCCUGCCCUUCCUGUGGCUCCUCAUGCAGUCUGCGCACAGAAGGAGGCUGUCAUGGGCACGGAGACUGAUUUGAUCCAGAACCGGGUGGACGUGUUGGUUCACGAUUUAAUCCGAGUGUCUGGUGCUCGUGUGUCUGCAGCCUUCCGGUGUAAGGUUGGGAUGAAACUAGUGCAGUUCGCCCAAACCUCAGAGGAUGCCUGCAAACUUGUGAGGCAGGCAAUGUUUGUGAAGAUGAUGAAUCUCCACCGGAAACAGGAUUGGGGGGAAAAGUUGGACAACCUCCAAAGGUUCAUCAGGAGGUUUCCCUCCAUAUUUUUCAUCAUUGAACCCCAUCAUAUUUUAUACGGUAUUGAGGAUCACGAGAACCCUCUACUGGAUGUUCUUACCCCACCUGCUCAGCAUGUGGCUCCCAUGGAGGACUAUCCAAUAGAAGAUCUAUUGGUACCUGAUCCUUUGGACCCUUCAGGAAAUGCGGCUGCUCUGGAACACGAGGAGCCUGCAGGGCACAUCCUCCGCUCACCUGCUCCUAUGGCUGCUCGGGACUAUGAGGAGCCUAUAUUGCCAGUCCUCCCCUUACCUGUUCCAGACCAUGAGGAGCCUAUAGUGCCGCUCCUCCCCUUACCUGCUCCUUCUACUCCCCUGGACAAUGAGGAACAUAUAGUGCCGCUCCUCCCCUUACCUGCUCCUACUACUCCCCUGGACAAUGAAGAACCUAUAGUGCUGAUCCUCCCCUUACCUGCUCCUACUACUCCCCUGGACAAUGAGGAACCUAUAGUGCCAGUCCUCCCCUUAGCUGCUUCUACUUCUGCUCUGGACGAUGAGGAGCCUAUAGUGUCGGUCUCUCCCUUACCUGCUUAUACUUCUGCUCUGGACGAUGAGGAGCCUAUAGUGUCGGUCUCCCCCUUACCUGCUCCUACUUCUGCUCUGGACCAUGUGGAGCCUAUUUUGCCAGUCCUCCCCCUACCUGCUCAUACUUCUCACCUGGACCAUGAAAGGACUAUAAUGCGAGUCCUUCCUCUCCCUCCUGCCCUUCCUGUGGCUCCUCAUGCAGUCUGCGCACAGAAGGAGGCUGUCAUGGGCACGGAGACUGAUUUGAUCCAGAACCGGGUGGACGUGUUGGUUCACGAUUUAAUCCGAGUGUCUGGUGCACGUGUUUCUGCAGCCUUCCGGUGUAAGGUUGGGAUGAAACUAGUGCAGUUCGCCCAAACCUCAGAGGAGGCCUGCAAACUUGUGAGGCAGGCAAUGUUUGUGAAGAUGAUGAAUCUCCACCGGAAACAGGAUUGGGGGAAAAAGUUGGACAACCUCCAAAGGUUCAUCAGGAGGUUUCCCUCCAUAUUUUUCAUCAUUGAACCCCAUCAUAUUUUAUACGGUAUUGAGGAUCACGAGAACCCUCUACUGGAUGUUCUUCCCCCACCUGCUCAGCAUGUGGCUCCCAUGGAGGACUAUCCAAUAGAAGAUCUAUUGGUACCUGAUCCUUUGGACCCUUCAGGAAAUGCGGCUGCUCUGGAACACGAGGAGCCUGCAGGGCACAUCCUCCGCUCACCUGCUCCUAUGGCUGCUCGGGACUAUGAGGAGCCUAUAUUGCCAGUCCUCCCCUUACCUGUUCCAGACCAUGAGGAGCCUAUAGUGCCGCUCCUCCCCUUACCUGCUCCUUCUACUCCCCUGGACAAUGAGGAACAUAUAGUGCCGCUCCUCCCCUUACCUGCUCCUACUACUCCCCUGGACAAUGAAGAACCUAUAGUGCUGAUCCUCCCCUUACCUGCUCCUACUACUCCCCUGGACAAUGAGGAACCUAUAGUGCCAGUCCUCCCCUUAGCUGCUUCUACUUCUGCUCUGGACGAUGAGGAGCCUAUAGUGUCGGUCUCUCCCUUACCUGCUUAUACUUCUGCUCUGGACCAUGUGGAGCCUAUUUUGCCAGUCCUCUCCCUACCUGCUCAUACUUCUCACCUGGACCAUGAAAGGACUAUAAUGCGAGUCCUUCCUCUCCCUCCUGCCCUUCCUGUGGCUCCUCAUGCAGUCUGCGCACAGAAGGAGGCUGUCAUGGGCACGGAGACUGAUUUGAUCCAGAACCGGGUGGACGUGUUGGUUCACGAUUUAAUCCGAGUGUCUGGUGCUCGUGUGUCUGCAGCCUUCCGAUAUAAGGUUGGGAUGAAACUAGUGCAGUUCGCCCAAACCUCAGAGGAGGCCUGCAAACUUGUGAGGCAGGCAAUGUUUGUGAAGAUGAUGAAUCUCCACCGGAAACAGGAUUGGGGGAAAAAGUUGGACAACCUCCACAGUUUCAUCAGGAGGUUUCCCUCCAUAUUCUUCAUCAUUGAACCCCAUCAUAUUUUAUACGGUAUUGAGGAUCACGAGAACCCUCUUCUGGAUGUUCUUCCCCCACCUGCUCAGCUUGUGGCUCCCAUGGAGGACUAUCCAAUAAAAAAUCGAUUGGUACCUGAUCCUGUGGACCCUAUAGGAAGUGUGGCUGCUCUGGAACAGGAGGAACCUGCAGGGCACAUCCUCCACUCACCUGCUGUUAUGGCUGCUUGGGACUAUGAGGAGCCUAUAUUGCCAAUCCUCCCAUUACCUGUUCCGGACCAUGAGGAGCCUAUAGUGCCGCUCCUCCCCUUACCUGCUCCUACUUCUGCUCUGGACCAUGAGGAGGCUAUAGUGCCGCUCCUCCCCUUACCUGCUCCUACUUCUGCUCUGGACCAUGAGGAGGCUAUAGUGCCGCUCCUCCCCUUACCUGCUCCUACUUCUGCUCUGGACCAUGAGGAGCCUAUAGUGCUGCCCCUCCCCUUACCUGCUCCUACUUCUGCUCUGGACCAUGAGGAGGCUAUAGUGCCGCUCCUCCCCUUACCUGCUCCUACUUCUGCUCUGGACCAUGAGGAGCCUAUAGUGCCGCUCCUCCCCUUACCUGCUCCUACUUCUGCUCUGGACCAUGAGGAGGCUAUAGUGCCGCUCCUCCCCUUACCUGCUCCUACUUCUGCUCUGGACCAUGAGGAGCCUAUAGUGCCGGUCCUCCCCUUACCUGCUCCUACUUCUGCUCUGGACCAUGAGGAGCCUAUAAUGCCGGUCCUCCCCUUACCUGCUUCUACUUCUGCUCUGGACCAUGAGGAGCCUAUAGUGCCGGUUCUCCCCUUACCUGCUUCUACUUCUGCUCUGGACCAUGAGGAGCCUACAUUCCAGGUCCUUACCUCACCUGCUCCUGUGGCUUCUAUGGUCCUUCUCCUUCCAGCCCUCCCUGUGGCUCCUCAUGCCCAGACUCCCUUGCACAAGCGUCGUGCAUGUGCUGCAGUGAAACAAAAAAGGUCCAGAUUGUGCUCUGCCCAACCUCAACAUUCACAUCCUCCUGUCUGGCUCUCACCAACCAAGCCAUCCAUGACUUCCUCACACAAGCGUCGUGCUCCUCAUCAACUACAGCCACAUAAUGCAGAACCAGAAGAGGAGAUGGAAGUAGAAAGCAGUUAUGUGGCUCAGAAUCCAUCUCCUCCUGUCUGGCCUCCUCAGACCUCUACAUCUUUGAACAAGCGUUUUGCUUCCUCAACCCUACAGCCACAUAAUGCAAACACAGUAGAGGAGAUGGAGGUUGAAAGCAGUUAUGUAGCUUACAAAGCCAAUGCCUCCUCAGACAUCUACAUCUUUGUGCAAGCGUUUUGCUUCUUCAACUUAUAG
Molecule: messenger RNA, 7112 nt
Organism: Misgurnus anguillicaudatus (oriental weatherfish)
Lineage: Eukaryota; Metazoa; Chordata; Actinopteri; Cypriniformes; Cobitidae
Source: RefSeq, a predicted model, not a curated record